Cladophialophora yegresii CBS 114405 is the source of this 735-nucleotide messenger RNA. RefSeq lists its product as uncharacterized. NCBI's taxonomy places the organism in Eukaryota, Fungi, Ascomycota, Eurotiomycetes, Chaetothyriales, Herpotrichiellaceae. The record is from RefSeq and is a predicted model, not a curated record. The transcript has 4 exons. Bases 1 to 735 code for a protein of 244 amino acids.
AUGUCGUCAAAGAAAGCUCAAGUGCGACGAGAUGUUGACGAAAAACUGACCCUGCUCAGCAACGACCGAUUUGCGGACAAUGCCAAAAGUCGCACCGUGAAUGUGUGCGGUCUGAACAAUUCGAGUUUUGGCAAAGAUGGGCAAGACCACAACCUCGACAGUUUCUUCAAGUACAGCCAGACAUACAGCGAGGAGGAUAAAAAGGCGUUCCUACCAGUGCCAGAAGACCUGACUUGGGUCUAUGUGUCCGAUCCGAAUGCCGAAGACACCAAUGCCGCCUCACCACCCAGUCAUACCCAGACCGCCUCAGAUACCUACCAGCAAGUCGCUGCGCAUACUUUAGAAGCCUUAUCCACGGCUGCGGCUGACCACACAACGUCCUAUCCCCCACAAGGCACCGCAUACUACACUGCAGCCAACCCUCAGGGCGAGUCGCAUCCCGAGUAUGGAUUUAUGCAAGGCGGUCCUCCUGGUGCUGCGAACGGCGAUGCCCCCGGGAACAUCGGCUAUUUCCUCGGUAACUCUGCUUCACGGACUCAGACAGACACGUCCUUGAUCGAUCCGAACCUAGAAGCCACAAUGAACAGUGCGACCGAGCGGACCGACGAGGAGCCAGAUAAACAGGAUGCCAAGCCGCAUGUUGCUGAAGAGACACAGAAAGAUCACGACGAGAGCUUUGCCGAGGAGUCGCGACUUGCAAUCACGCUGAAGAACUUCAACGAACUGCUAGCGUGA